This is a messenger RNA of Nicotiana tabacum (common tobacco), 1152 nucleotides long. The record is from RefSeq and is a predicted model, not a curated record. Lineage: Eukaryota; Viridiplantae; Streptophyta; Magnoliopsida; Solanales; Solanaceae.
AUGAAGCAGAAUGAAAGAAUUAAAUGGCUAAAGAUAGGGGACUCUAACACAGCUUACUUUCAUGUUUGUGUAAGAAAUAAGCAGACAAAGAACCAUAUAGGCAGCUUAAUAAAUAGUGCAAGGCAAAUUAUUCAAAAUACUGAGGAUGUAGAAGAGGAGAUCUUAAGGUUCUACAAAAUAUUACUUGGUACAGCAGCCUCAACUUUACUAGUAAUUGAUCCAGAUGUUAUGCAAAAAGGUAAUGUUCUGAGCAGACACCAACAACUGCAGUUAAUAAAGCCAGUCACUAAGGAGGAAGUGCAAAUAGCCUUAAAGGGCAUUGAUGGUGUUAUACCAGAGCUCAUAGACAAAUACCAAAUAGCCUUUGUACCAGGAAGAAUGAUUAGUGACUACAUCAUCAUGAGCCAUGAGCUGGUUAAAGGGUAUGGAAGGAAGAACAUAUCACCAAGGUGUAUGCUUAAGAUUGACAUACAAAAAGCAUAUGACUUUGUGGAAUGGAUAUAUAUUGAGCAAAUUAUGAAGCUGCUAGGUUUCCCUGAGAAGUUUGUAAGGUGGAUCAUGAAGUGUAUAAGUACUAUGGCCUAUACUGUAAUAAUAAAUGGACAACCAGCAAAGCCUUUUGAGUUAAGGAAGGGACUUAGACAGAAUGAUCCAUUGUCACAUAGGGGAUACACAAUCAGCUCUAGAGCUGAAGGUUUUGUUAUUAUGGCACCUAAAGAUCCUAAUGCAGCUAAAGUACACAAAGCAGCUAAUGCACCUAAAGCACCUAGACUACCUGUAAUACCCCCAGGUCCUUAUGUCCCUGCUCCUCCACCUACAAGACCAGGUCAAAAAUAUUUUGAGUUUCGAGAUUGGUUUAACUCUAGGGGUUACUGGAAGGGGAACCACGAUUUGAAGAAAUUAAUUGCAACUUUCUUGACUCCUACACAACGAGAUAAGCUUCAUAAUGGUACAUUUCGAUACAUUAUGGCUAUGGAGAAUUUCAAAUGCAGCAUGAAGUUGAUCAUAUUACAUAAUGUUGAAAAACCAAUUAAUCGAGAGAGCAAUAUUCUGAAGCACUAUUUUGGUAAGUCUAAGGGUGUGACUUUGAAGGAUAUUCGAGAUUUUAUGACUCGGAAUGAAAUUUCAAAGAAUGUUGUGAAUCACAUAUAC